AUGCCUGCGAUUCCGCCCAACACGACGCUGUUCGUCAAGAACAUCAACACCAAGGUCAAGAAGCCAGAGCUGCGGCGGCAGCUGACGUCGCUCUUUUCGACGUACGGCAAGCUUCUCGACAUUGUGGCCACGCGGGCCGACGGGAUGCGCGGGCAGGCGUUUGUCGUGUUCAAGGACCUAACGGCCUCGACGGCGGCGAUGCGGGGCCUGAGCGGCUUCGAGUUCUAUGACAAGCCGCUCUCGAUCGAGUACGCCCGGACCAAGUCCAAGGCCACGCUCGUCCAGGAGCUCGGGCCCGAGGCCCUCUUUGACCAGGAGCUCGCCAACAGCAAAAACAGGCUCGCCGCCCAGAGCGGAACGGGUGCCGGGCAGCAAGGGCAGCAGGGCAAGGUGACGAUCUCGAGGGCCCAGGCGGAGGCCCAGGGGAGGGAGAAGAAGAGGGCUAGGGAGGAGGCGGGCGUGGCGAGCGACGACGACGACGAAGACGGAGAGGGACCCAAGAAAGUCAGGCGGGGCGGCGACGAGGACGAAGACGAUGGUGACGCCAUGGAGAUUGGCGGAGAGUCCGACAACGAAGACGAAGGCCCACAACCCGCCCCUGCCCCCGCCACAUUUGACCCCAACUCGCCACCGCAGUCUCUGCCCGGCGACGUUGCGAAUCCCAUCCUGCUCUGCUCGGAUCUGCCGGCAGAGACGUCCGAGGAGCAGCUCGGUGUCCUCUUCCAGCAACACGCCGGGUUCGAGAGCGUCAUGCUGCAGAGCAAGCCGACGCACCACGCCUUUGUCACGUUUGCCUCGACCGAGCAGGCAUCGAGCGCCCGGUCGGCGAUGCAGGGCUUCAAGCUCUCGCCCGACACGACGUUGCAGGUCGACUUUGCCAAACGGGCCUGA
This is a messenger RNA of Pseudozyma flocculosa PF-1, 891 nucleotides long. RefSeq lists its product as uncharacterized. Lineage: Eukaryota; Fungi; Basidiomycota; Ustilaginomycetes; Ustilaginales; Ustilaginaceae. Gene Ontology annotation, molecular function: U1 snRNA binding. Gene Ontology annotation, biological process: mRNA splicing, via spliceosome. Gene Ontology annotation, cellular component: U1 snRNP. The transcript has 4 exons. The record is from RefSeq and is a predicted model, not a curated record. The coding region runs from base 1 to 891 and encodes 296 amino acids.